AUGUCCAUAAUAUUUUUUUCAGCAGAGCCAGAGGAGCCAGAACAACAAGAAGAACCAGAAGAACCAGAUAAACCAGAGUACAGGAUUGUGCUUCUUGGGAAAACUGCAGUUGGAAAGAACAAAAUUGGAAAUGCUAUUUUGGGAAAUGUGAAUGCUUUUGAGUCAACAACAUCGUCAGAGUUUCAGAAGGAAACACAAGAGUUUGGGGGUCAAAUCCUGACUGUAGUUCUUACUCCAGAUCUGUUUGAGAACAGACUGACUGAUGUGGAUAUGAGGAGGGAAAUCCACAGAUGCAUCUGCUUUGCUGCUCCUGGUCCACAUGUGUUCCUGGUUGUGUUUCAGGCUGGCAGCUUCACAGAAGAAGAUCAUGAAAUUGUGAGAAAAAUUCAGCAGAUGUUUGGAGAAGAAACAGCAGGUUAUAGUAUGGUCUUGUUCAACUGUGGAGAUGAUCUAGAGGCAGCGAGUGUUACCAUAGAUGAAUCUAUUCGCAAUAAUCCAGCUCUAGGUAACUUCCUCCAUCAGUGUGGAGGAGGAUAUCAUGUGUUUAACAACAGAAACAGUGAUUGCUGUCAGGUCACAGAAUUACUGACGAAGAUCAACAACAUGGUUCAGAGAAACGGAGGAAGCUGCUACACCAGUGAAAUAUUCAGACAGGCUGACUUCAGGAUUGUGCUUGUUGGGAAAACUGGUGUUGGAAAGAGUGCAGCAGGAAACACAAUCCUAGGAGAAAGAGUAUUUAGAUCUACACCAUCUUCUGCCACAGCAACAGAAAAGUGUCAGAUGAACACAGGUCAGUUUGAUGGUCAGAUCCUGGCUGUAGUCGAUACUCCAGGUCUGUUUGACACCCAUAAAACUGAAGAAGAGAUAAAGGCAGAGAUCAGUAGAUCCAUCCCUUUUGCUGCUCCUGGUCCUCAUGUGUUCCUGAUUGUGAUCGCGUUAAACAGAUUCACAGAAGAAGAACAAAAGACAGUCAGAAUAAUUCAGAAUGUGUUUGGAAAAGAAGCAGCACGUUACACUAUGGUCCUAUUCACCCAUGGAGACAAUCUGGAGGCUGAUGAAGUCAGCAUAGAAGAAGUAAUAAGUGGAAAUCCAGCUCUCGUUGACAUCAUCAGGCAUUGUGGAGGAGGAUAUCAUGUGUUUAACAACAGAAGCAAAGAUUCUGCUCAGGUCAGAGAGCUGCUGGAGAAGAUCAACAACAUGGUUCAGACAAAUGGAGGAAGAUACUACACCAAUGAAAUGUUCAAAGAGGCUGAGAGCGCAUUUAAAAAAUUGGAACCAGACCUCAGAAUUGUUCUUGUGGGAAAAACCAGAGCUGGGAAGAGUGCAGCAGGAAACACCAUCUUAGAGGCAGAUGUAUUUAGAUCAACAUCAUCGUCUUCCGCAGUGACAUUAGAGUGUCAGAAGGAAGCAGCUCUAUUUGAUUUUCAAAAACUGGCUGUGGUUGAUACUCCAGGUCUGUUUGACACAGAACUAACUGCACAGAAGGUGAAGAAAGAGGUUGCUAGAUUCAUCUCGUUUGCUGCUCCUGGUCCUCACGUGUUUCUGGUUGUGGUCCAUCCAGAAGUAUUUAAAAAGGAAGAACAAGAAAUUGUGAAAAUCCUUCAGAAGGUGUUUGGAAAGGAAGCAGCGUGUUACACCAUGGUGUUGUUCACACAUGCAGAUGAUCUGAUGGGCUCCAUAAAAGAAAUCAUUAACAAUAAUUCAGCUCUGUGUAACUUAGUCCGUCAGUGUGGAGAAAGAUAUCAUGUUUUUAACAACAGAAGUAGAGAUCCUGCUCAGGUCAGAGAGCUGCUGGAGAAGAUCAACACCAUGGUUAAGAAAAAUAGAGGAAGAUACCACACCUAUGAGAUGUUUGAGAAGGCAGAGAGCGCUAUAAAGAAAGAAAUGGAACGACUAAUAAAGGAAGGAAAUGUGACACCCGAAGAAGCAAGAUACAGAGCAGAAAGAAAUAAUAAGUUUAUUCAAGACAGAAUGAUUGCUAUUUUUAUAGGAACUGUUCUUGGACUGGGUGUUGGAGUUGGUACUGGACUGGGUAUUGAAGCUACUGUUGGAGCUACAAUUGGACUUGUAGGGGGUCCAGUAGGAGCUGCAGUGGGAGCUGCAGCGGGAACUGCAGUAGGAGCUGUAGUGUAUUUGGCUGCUGCUAAAAAGAUAAAGAGGGCUUGUGCUCUGCAGUGA
Molecule: messenger RNA, 2178 nt
Organism: Maylandia zebra (zebra mbuna)
Lineage: Eukaryota; Metazoa; Chordata; Actinopteri; Cichliformes; Cichlidae
Source: RefSeq, a predicted model, not a curated record